AUGGACUUCAAAACAUCAGAAAUGGAGGCCAUUAUGAACUUUGAAAACUUUCGCUUGGCCACAAGCUUCGACAACCAAGCCCAAUCUGCCUUCCUUCGCCCCAAUCCCAGGCUCGAGCAAUGCCUGGCCAACUCAACAGCCAAAGGUCUUCCGCCCAUCAGCGUCCUCCCUAUGGCCGGCCAACAUCUAUCCAUUCUCGCUCAGAUCAUAGGAGCCAAAUCGGUUCUCGAGAUUGGUACGCUAGGGGGCUACUCGUCCAUCUGGUUUGCGGAAGCAGGCGCCAAGGUGACCAGUAUCGAAAUUGACCCAAAACAUCGAGACGUGGCGUUGGAGAAUGUGAAGGGCCUCGAUGCAGAAGUUAUACUCGGAGCGGCGCUGGAUGUCUUGCCGAAACUUGCAGAGGAAGGGAAGCAGUUUGACAUGGUGUUUAUCGACGCGGCCUUUGAGGACCAGUGGGAACACUUCGACUGGGCUGUUAAGUUGACGCGUCCAAAUGGAUGUAUCUUCCUAGACGAUGUGAUCCCCACAAUGAUCAAGGACGGACAGACUAAGGAGGGAGGCGAGACUAUCUUGACAAAGAUUGGAAGAGACCCCAGGGUCCAGGCCACGUUGAUGCCCACAGUAUCUUGCCACCCAAUGGUGCCUACGCCUGUGUUCACUGGAUUCGUCCUGGCUGUUGUCAAAGUCCACUAA
Messenger RNA from Trichoderma asperellum CBS 433.97, 693 nucleotides. RefSeq lists its product as uncharacterized. The record is from RefSeq and is a predicted model, not a curated record. Gene Ontology annotation, molecular function: S-adenosylmethionine-dependent methyltransferase activity; O-methyltransferase activity. Lineage: Eukaryota; Fungi; Ascomycota; Sordariomycetes; Hypocreales; Hypocreaceae.